This is a messenger RNA of Trypanosoma cruzi, 2604 nucleotides long. RefSeq lists its product as uncharacterized. Lineage: Eukaryota; Euglenozoa; Kinetoplastea; Trypanosomatida; Trypanosomatidae. The transcript has a single exon. The record is from RefSeq and is a predicted model, not a curated record. Bases 1 to 2604 code for a protein of 867 amino acids.
AUGGGGGCAGUACCAAGCCGGGAGACACAGCGGCGCGGCCUCUAUUUCCCACGUGCGCCGGCGGGAAGUCAUCUUGGUGGAGGCAGGAAGCAUGAGAUUGUGUUGAUUCCUCUCACGAAGGAAUUUUUUCCAUCACCAGAUUGUGCACUUUUUGUGCAGUUCCACAAGACCCGAUGUGAGGCGGGGGUGAACUAUUACUUUCGGCGGCCAGGGAAUCCUGGCGAUCUCAGCCGGAUACCAGCCACGCACAACGGUGACGGUGAGUCGUAUCCGUCACGGGAGGCGUUGUACUGCGGGGUUGUGGAACGUGUGGAGGAGAUGCUUUUUGACACCGACGAGGAAAUGCGUCGGGCGCAUGAGCGUAUGGGUGGGAUGAGUUCCCCGGGGCACGCCGAUGUGAAGAAGAGAGUUCUUCCCAUUCUGUGUGCGGUCGCCUUCCGCUACGAUCCUAACAAAGUGGCCCAGCAAACUGGUCACACGGGCAAUUUCAAUUCACAACAGCUCCACUCCGCGAUGGAACAGGGUGUUUACCUCUGCGGGUCAAUUGUGAACAUCGUGGGCUGCUUCGGGUUCGUCCCCAUGGAGGUGGAGGGGGUACCGGUGGCCGCCGCAGGUUUGGGGAGCGCCAGUGGGGGAAGUCAAACAUAUCCGUCUCGCCAAACACCACCGCGCCCAUCCUUGCCAGAUGGAUCGAUUGUCUCUGGUCGUCGCAGCAGAAUGCUCUCUCCUGGAGUGGCGUCCUCGGCAAUGAUGGCACGGGAGCCCCAUGAAGACGCCUUCGGCGCUGUCCCCGUACACUACCAGCGUAUUGCGAUGCACCCCGCUCCGGCGUGUGGCUCCUCCAUGGCGUCGUCGCCAUCGUACGACCCACGCCAACCUAUGCUCCAACAACGGCCGCGCGUCACUGUCCCAGGUGCAACGAGGCGUAUUCAUUUGGAGGGCAUCGCCGGAUCGAAUUACGAACAUUUCGUCUCACUGCCUCCUCCUGUGGCGGCACCGUUAGCUGCGAUUGUUUUUCUCACCAAAUCCGCCGGCGAGCAAAACCUUAGUCGCGUAACCUUUUUGGCUGCGAGUAUGUAUUGUGACCAACUCAUUGAUGCCGGGUUGCUGCAGCGCCCCGCAGCGCAAACAACGCACUCCCCUUACCAUUUAAAGCCCUCUAUGCCACCGAUGGAUACUUUUAGUUUCUCAUCGCUUAUGACGAAUGUACCAGUCCUAUCCUUUUUACACGAGAUGCGUUGUCGCCUGGGGCAAUUGGGGCUCAUUUCCCAUUCAUAUGGUUCCCAAGAAUCGCGUUCUAGUUCGAUUAACAGCUCUACCUCCAACCUUUUUGGAAAUUCUUUUGAGACCCCUGCGCGUUCAGAUGUGGAAAUGUGGAUCACCGACGAUAACAUGUUGCAUGGUCGUAUUGGGAAGGAACUAGCGGAACGUCUAUGUCUUGCGUUGGCUGAGCAUCCGGAGGUGAUCUUGCGGCGUGUGGACCCGUUACCGGGCGAUGUUCCAUACUGGCGCUUCCGUGGAAUUGUUGACCGCCACCAUCCCCCACCACUUCCUCUCAGCGAGGGUGGCAAUACACCCAUAGACAAGUUGGAUGUGUACGUUAUGGGGGCGGCUGUGAUGGACGGGUUUGACGAGGGUGAUGUGCUGCGCUUUGAUUUUGAUCGUUGUGUGUGGGUGGCGGAUCGCAGCAUCCCGCUCGACGCGGUUGUGCUUGCGGCGAUGCGACCGCAUUGCAAGGCAGCUCGAGAGGCCCCACCGGAUGAUCCUUGCUGGGUGACCGUCAUGCAGGAAUGCGACGAUGACGAGGAUGAUGAUGAUGAUGAUAGGGAGGAGUGCAAUAAUGGGCAUAAUAGCAAUAAUAAUAAUGAUAGUAGUAAUAGUAAUAAUAAUAUCAGUGGAGAGCGUGUGAAGGAAGCGAAAGGCAAGGGACAGAAGAGGCAAAAAAUUGUUCAUGUGCGGGAGGGAAUCUUUUACAUCUACCGCUUUGAGUUGAAUGGCAGGAAGUACUACCACGGCACAGUUCCAGACUUUGCGAAUCCCAACAAGAGGAACGGUCAGGGGGGUCUUUUUUCAUUGGACACGCAAAAACGAGGCUCUGGCACGCUGAAAUGUGCGCCAUCACCUUCCCAGCAACCUAUUGUGAGAGAGGACGCGCAGCCGUCCACAAGGGGCAAAGCGGGAAACGGAGAACGAAGCUCCCCCGGUCUCAGCAUCACUUCCGCGCUUUUCUCGCUCGCGCCGGACAGUGCAAACAAUGAGACUGAGGAGGGCGGCGUUUCGUAUCUCCCUACACGUGUCACUUCCACGGCGAUCACCACCGCCAAACGUUGGAUGGGAGCAUUGUUUCAUUACGCCGCGAAUACUCGCCAGGCGUUUGGCGGUGCUAACGUGGCUGGCUCGAGUACAUCUUUUCCACGCUCGCCAUGCAGCGCGACUUCGCCAGGGAGUUUAACUCCGAUGGUGCGGCGGCAGCCGACGCUUGUGCAGGUGGGGCCAAACGUGGCACACGGUGCGGCGCCAAGGGAGGAGCUGGAGAAAGAUAAAGGGUUUGUUAAGCGCUUUGUGCAUGACACUCGGUAUGUGUGGGAUUGGCGGAAGUCGUGA